Molecule: messenger RNA, 1392 nt
Organism: Penicillium odoratum
Lineage: Eukaryota; Fungi; Ascomycota; Eurotiomycetes; Eurotiales; Aspergillaceae
Exons: 3
Coding region: 1-1392 (463 amino acids)
Biological process (GO): transmembrane transport
Molecular function (GO): transmembrane transporter activity
Source: RefSeq, a predicted model, not a curated record
AUGGAAGUGAUGGCAAAGACAGAUAGCAAUUCUCAACAUGUCGAGGGUGUCAGCCCAAGUGCCAUGGAGUCUGGCAAGGAGGCAUUCUAUGUCGAAGAUCGUGUUGCCCACCUCUCAGAGGAACAUCGCCAGUACCUACUGGCACGUCAUGGCACACUUGAUCUCGACCCGAUCCCUGAUAUGAACGAUGCGGAUCCGUAUAAUUGGCCUCGCUGGCGGAAAAACCUCAACCUCGGUCUCGUCGUCUUCCAUGCCAUGAUCGGUCUGUUUACCGCAUCGUCGAUUCAGUCCGCCUUUACCAAUAUCGCCGCCGAUUUGGAUGUCAGUUUGCAGCGUACCAGUUACCUUGUUUCACUGUUUAUUGCCGUCCUCGGUGGAGCACCCCUCUUCUGGCGACCCCUGUCCAAUAGAUUCGGUCGCCGUCCAAUCUUCUUGAUCUCGUUGUUCUGUGCUAUGAUUGGAAAUAUUGGCUGCGCGAAUAGUCCUUCAUACGCUACUAUGGGAUUAUGCAGAGCUAUCACAGCGUUCUUCAUCAGUCCGGCUGCUGCGAUCGGCAGUGCUGUCGUUGCAGAGACCUUCUUCAAGCGGGAUCGCGCUCGUUGCAUGGGUGUCUGGACCUUGUCUGUGACUCUGGGGGUGCCUUUAUCUCCCUUCCUGUUCGGAUUCUUGGCCUUGCGCGUGAAUUAUCGCUGGAUCUAUUAUGUGUUGACUAUUGUCAACGGUGUGCAGUUCAUCCUUUAUUUCCUACUCGGGUCCGAAUCGCUCUACCUGAGGGAAGAGGGAGCCCCGAAGCAGAUGACGAGCGAAAAGACCGGUCUACUCACUUUCCGCCGCAUCGAUCCUACUCCCCUUCGCUUCUGGGACUUUAUCCAGCCCUUGAGCUACUUCUCCAAGGCGCGCGUUCUUAUCCCUGCCGCGUCUUAUGCCAUGAUCUUCCUCUGGGGUAGCAUCAUGCUCACCAUUGAGAUCCCACAGAUCAUGCCUGAGAAGUUCGGCUUCAACACGCAGCAAGUUGGUUUGCAGUUCCUGGGAAUCAUUGUCGGGUCUGUGAUUGGCGAGCAGAUUGGUGGUCUUAUCUCGGAUCGCUGGAUGCUGCUGCGUCAGAAGAAAAUUGGUGAACGACCCCCGAAUGAGUACAGAUUAUGGUUGAGCUAUAUUGGUCACGCCUUGACUAUCUGUGGUGUUGUGGUAUUUGCUGUGCAGAUCGGCAAAAUUGAUAAAUGGAACAUUACGCCUAUCAUUGGUGCCGCUAUUGCGGCAGGUGGUAAUCAGAUUGUCACCACCAUCAACAUAACCUAUGCUGUUGACUGCUAUCGAUCUGAUGCGGCCAGUGUUGGAGUAUUUAUUACUUUUGUUCGACAGAUGUGGGGUUUCAUUGGUCCUUUCUGGUAA